Knipowitschia caucasica is the source of this 315-nucleotide messenger RNA. Lineage: Eukaryota; Metazoa; Chordata; Actinopteri; Gobiiformes; Gobiidae. The record is from the annotation of a GenBank genome assembly.
AUGAGCCUGAAACCAUCAGUGAUGAGCCUGAAACCAUCAGUGAUGAGCCUGAAACCAUCAGUGAUGAGCCUGAAACCAUCAGUGAUGGGUCUGAAACCAUCAGUGAUGAGCCUGAAACCAUCAGUGAUGGGUCUGAAACCAUCAGUGAUGGGUCUGAAACCAUCAGUGAUGAGCCUGAAACCAUCAGUGAUGAGCCUGAAACCAUCAGUGAUGAGCCUGAAACCAUCAGUGAUGAGCCUGAAACCAUCAGUGAUGAGCCUGAAACCAUCAGUUUCAGGCACCAAUAAUGAGACACAUGUCUCAUUAUUGUGCUAA